Paramecium octaurelia is the source of this 676-nucleotide messenger RNA. The record is from the annotation of a GenBank genome assembly. NCBI's taxonomy places the organism in Eukaryota, Ciliophora, Oligohymenophorea, Peniculida, Parameciidae.
CUUUAUAAUAUGAAAAGCAAUCAUCAUCGAAGAACAAAAUCGAGUGGAAACUACUUUCCCAUUUAAUCUGAAUUUCUUGUUUAAGAUGAUGAUGAUGACACCAAUGAAACGAGAGCUAUUAUUAAAAAAAUAUAACAAUAACCUAUUCUGCAUCAUUAGAUUGUUGAAAAACUUGAUGAUUAAAAUUAUGGAUUGUUCAAUACUAUGUUUAAUUUUGGUCAAAUGAAAUAUAAACCAAAACAAUCUUUAGACUUGAGCACAAUUACAGAGUGCAGUUGUAAUGAAUUCAGUUAUUCUUAGCUACACCCUCAGCUAAAGAUGCUUAACCUAAACAUAGAAAAUGUGGAAGCCAAUAACAAUAAGUGAACAAAUAACCUAUACGUCAUAAUCAUAGCUAAAGUCUCUAAAUCCAUCGACUUGAAUAAGAAUUGGAGUAAAUGAAGGCAUAGCAGGCUGAAAUCUAAAAUGUGAACGUAAUGCUCAUUAUUGAAAUUCAUAAAUCAAGAUAAGAGCUACAAAUAUCCUAAUAAGUAAAUUAUCAUCCUCAUAUAGAAAAAUGAACUAAUCCUUCAAAGAAUCAGAAAACUAGAAAAGAUGUUGAAAGAUGAUUAAAAAUUAUCAUGUACAACUAACGACAGUCUUGAAUUUUCCUGAGAAAAAUACUCAUUUUUGUUAA